AUGCAAUCCACCCAACCCGCCGACAUCGCCAUCAUCGGCGGCGGUAUCGUCGGCUCAGCCCUAGCAUACUACCUCUCCCAAAACCGCCAUGAAGACAAAAAAAUCAUCCUCCUCGACCGCUCUCUAACCCCCCUCAACGGCUCAACCGGCCACGCCCCCGGCUUCGUCGGCCAAUACAACGACAGCGCCAUCCUCACCCGCCUCGCCAGAGACACUGUGCAGGAGUACACCAAGAUCCCCGGCGGUUUCCACACCAUCGGCGGCCUCGAGCUCGCCACGAGCCAGACAGGCGCAGAGCGUCUACAGCGCCGGCACGACUCAGCCAGCGCAGCAGGCCUCCCGGCGAAACUCAUCUCCCCGGAGGAAGCAGCUCGCAUGGCCCCAGCGCUGAUCAAGAAAGAGGAUGUAACAAGCGCAUUGUACUUUGCCAGCGACGGGGCAGCGAAUGCUACACGUAUCACGACGUUCUAUCAAGAUGAAGCGCGGGCUAGGGGCGUCGAGUGUCUCGAGGUAGAUGUCACUGGUAUCCACAAAGAUGGUAACGGCCGCGUGGACGGUGUGAACACAGCUACAGCUGGAUUCAUCCCCGCUAGAACUGUCAUCCUCGCAACGGGUAUCUGGGCCCCUGAGCUUCUUCCGGACAUUGAUCUCCCUAUUCCUAUCGUACCUGUCGCUCAUCCAUACAUGUACGGGCCUUACCACGCCCAAAAGAAGAUACCAACACCAUGGAUCCGCUGGCCUGACCACCACGUCUACGCGCGCGACCACGGCCCCUUCUACGGCCUUGGGUCAUACAACCAUGCCCCUGUCGCGCAGGAGCCGAAAGAUAUUGCCAUUGGGGAGUGGAUUACCGAGUUUGACGACACUUUGAAACACGCGCUGGGAUUCAUCCCACCGGAGACUGGUCUCACUCCCAGAGAAACAUUCAAUGGGAUUUUCUCCAUGACGCCGGAUAAUCUGCCCCUUGUGGGUGAGGUUCCGGGUUUCGAGGGGGUGUAUCUGGCUGCUGCGGUGUGGGUGACGCAUGCGGCGGGGGUUGCGAGGUUUCUGUGCGAUGUGUUGGAGGGUAGGGAGGUGGAUGGGGAGGUGAAGGGUGGAUUGGAUCCGGGGAGGUUUGGGGGUAAAGAUGAGGAGAAAUUGAAGGAGGUGGCGUUGGGGGGGUAUAAUGAGAUUUAUAGGGUUGGUGGUGUGCAGUAG
This is a messenger RNA of Aspergillus welwitschiae, 1197 nucleotides long. Its product is annotated as NAD(P)/FAD-dependent oxidoreductase. The coding region runs from base 1 to 1197 and encodes 398 amino acids. NCBI's taxonomy places the organism in Eukaryota, Fungi, Ascomycota, Eurotiomycetes, Eurotiales, Aspergillaceae. The record is from RefSeq and is a predicted model, not a curated record. Gene Ontology annotation, cellular component: cytoplasm. The transcript has a single exon. Gene Ontology annotation, molecular function: oxidoreductase activity.